Enhydra lutris kenyoni (northern sea otter) is the source of this 3051-nucleotide messenger RNA. RefSeq names its product TatD DNase domain containing 1 (gene TATDN1). Gene Ontology annotation, molecular function: 3'-5'-DNA exonuclease activity. The coding region runs from base 10 to 804 and encodes 264 amino acids. The record is from RefSeq and is a predicted model, not a curated record. Gene Ontology annotation, cellular component: cytosol. NCBI's taxonomy places the organism in Eukaryota, Metazoa, Chordata, Mammalia, Carnivora, Mustelidae. The transcript has 12 exons.
GCUGCAGACAUGAGUCGCUUCAAGUUCGUGGAUAUCGGUAUCAACUUGACAGAUCCCAUGUUCAGAGGAAUUUAUAGAGGAGUUCAGAAGCAUCAAGAUGAUUUACAAGAUGUAAUAGAGAGAGCUGUCCAGAUUGGUGUUAAAAAGUUCAUGAUUACAGGUGGAGAUCUGCAGGACAGUAAAGAGGCACUGCAUUUGGCACAAACAAAUGAUAUGUUUUUCAGUACAGUUGGAUGUCAUCCUACAAGAUGUGAUGAAUUUGAAAAGAAUGACUCUGAUCUUUACUUAACGGAGUUGUUAAAUCUUGCUGAAAACAAUAAGGGGAAAGUUGUAGCAAUCGGGGAGUGUGGACUGGAUUUCGACCGACUACAGUUCUGUCCCAAAGAUACUCAGCUCAAAUACUUUGAAAAGCAGUUUGAACUGGCAGAACAAACAAAAUUACCAAUGUUUCUUCACUGUCGGAACUCACAUGCUGAAUUUUUGGACAUAAUGAAGAGACACAGAGACCGGUGUGUGGGGGGAGUGGUACAUUCCUUUGAUGGUACGAAGGAAGCAGCCGCAGCCUUGGUUGACUUGGAUCUCUAUAUAGGAUUUAAUGGUUGCUCACUGAAAACCGAGGCUAAUUUGGAAGUUCUGAAGUCAAUACCUACUGAAAAAUUAAUGAUUGAAACUGACGCACCUUGGUGUGGAGUGAAAAGUACACAUGCUGGAUCAAAAUACAUAAAAACUUCAUUUCCUACCAAAAAGAAGUGGGAAAAUGGGCACUGCUUAAAAGACAGGAAUGAACCCUGCCAUAUAAUGUAAGUAUUUGGUUUUCACGGGUCUUCAGAAUAUUCAAGUCAACCACCAAAUGCCAUUUACAAAAUGAACUCAAGGGACUGAGGUAAAGUCGGUGACGUCCGAAUGAAGUUAAGAUCAAAAGCCACUGAUUUACUGCAGCGAUGUGGAAGGCUCCGCACUGGAUUGCUCUGCCGAGGCUCCUCUCUCCCCAUCCUCUGCACCUCUCAGUUCAUUACGAGUGGUUUUGCUACAGGAGUGAAAACUUUGUGAUCUUGGUCAUUUGUCAUUUUUUAGGAAAGGGGAAGGAUUCUCCCACAGCUUCCUUAUGGUUAUACAAAUGCACUCUCAGCAGGAGACCUUUUUGUAUAUUUUAAACAAUUUGACAACCUGAAAAAACUUUAUUAACACAUAUAUUGAAGUCUCUCAACAAGGAGGUCAGGUUAUAGAAAGAUUUCCUUUUUCUAACCCAAAAGGGGGGGGCAAGCAGCAAUUCAGCAUCAUGUUUUGAAUUAUAACAUAUAUAGUGCGCGGAGAGGGGCUGUUGCUGAGCUGUAGAGCUUGUAACUUACAGGGUGAGUUCUUGCCAUGGUCACGCACGCAUCAUCCAGUUUCUGUUCGCAUAAGCAGAUCAUUUAAAUCGCUAUUCUAUCAGUCUCUUGUGGUUUACUACUUCAGGCAAUUGAACAGUUACUUUCAGAUUAUAAUAAUUCCUUCCAUAUGCAUUUUUUUAGUAGGUUUUAACCGAAAAGAGUAUUAGGUAAGUCAGCUCUAAAAUUCAGCAGGCAGAGAACUGAAGAUUUAUUCUAUAAAAAUAAUACUGGAAAGAUAGUCCUUUAUAUUAACAUGCCAGUGUUGGCAAAGAUUUUAAAGCUGAAUGUUUUAAAACCCAUAGGCUGAGGAAUUUAUUUAAGUUCUGAUUAGUAAAGAAUCACUUGUACCUUUUAUGAGAUGUAGGUAGUUGCAAAUUCGGUCAGAAGACAGAAGACAAUUAUUACUGAAUCAUACUUUAUAGAGAUUUAAUAGGACACUAGAGACAAGAAACUGGUAUUUUUCUAGUAGCCACUCAGAGGAAGUAUUUGCCAACAGUGUAUCCAAGUCAGUUUUCUCUACUGCCUUAAUGUUAAGGACAAUACAGCUCUUGACUCUAGUGACAUUGGCAAAACAAAAUUCUAAGGGUCUUCCAGUGCACACUGGUGAGAUCCAAGAAAGCUCGAGUCUCAUCUGCAGUCAUGACUACAGCUGAGGCGGUGGGAGCUCGGGAAAGCCAGACUGACUGACCGUUUUUAAAUCUCAUUUCAGAACACGCAUGCCUCUAGUCUAAUGCUAAUUACCAAUUCCUACUUACAAAGUCAUCUUCAUCAAGCCCAUCUAUUAACAAUUUUAUGUUUUAAUUAUUUUUAUAGAGAUCUUUCCUCCCUUUUUAAGUUCCUUAAAAUACAGUGUGGAGGUCCCGCAUGUCAGGAAAGGUCCAGGUUAGUUACUGAGGCUGCCUGGAAGAAUCAGGACAUUCCCUGCCCUGCAUCCAUCCACCAGAUGACUCAGUUCCUUCUGCCAGGGAUCUCUGCCCUCCUGGAGCAAAUGAGCAGAAAGUAUAAUCCAAGAGGCUCGUGGCGUUACAGAAGUAUGAACGUAUGACGAGGACCCUAGGACGGCAGCUGCCUGCCUUAAGGAGAAAUAGCUUAACUAAGGUGACACUUCACCUGGUCAUCGGGUACAAAUGGGCCUUGUGCCAGACUAAGACAGACACCCUGAGCAAAGGCAGACUGGCAGAAGGGCUUGCUGCUCUGGGGGAAACAAUGAGUUUAGUGUGGCGGAAAGUAGGAUGCAUGGGUGAGUGUAAGCGUAGGAAGGCAGGGUGAGGCCAGACUGGUGCGGGCUUCUUGUAUGCCAGCCUUAGUAGUGCACAUUUCAUCAGGACCCAACAAAGGAUUUUAAGCAGGGAAGGGGCAGUUCUUUUUCUUUUUUUUAAGCUGUAACGUAUCAGCAUAGAAAAAGGACUGAAAGGGAGAUGGGUGGCAGGAAUCAUACGGAUUUCACACAGUAUUAUGCAGUCAAAUACUGGAGAUAAUGUCAGCAGUAAGAGAGCAGGAUCCAUUGGAAUUAGCCAAUACACUAUAUAACAACACCAUUAAAUUAUUUUUUCCUGACAUGUAAUUGGUAUGUUCUUUCCAUUUCCCAUCAUGUAUGUAAAAUUUCAUGGUAAAACUUACUGAAAGAUUGAAUAAAGGAAGUCUCUGGAAGUUGUCUGAAGAGGUACUCCAUAUUACUACA